AUGUCGAGUAGAAGGUCAAGAUCUAGGCAGUCGUCAACCGCUGCUAAUUGUAUGAUCACUGAUGAUCAAAUCAAUGAUUUGGUUUCUAAAUUGAAUCAUCUUCUUCCUGAAAUCCGGAAUAAUCGCUCCUCUCAUGAUAAGGUAUCAGCAGCAAGAGUGUUACAAGAGACAUGCAACUACAUUAAAAGCUUGCAUAGAGAAGUUGAGGAUUUAAGUGAACGUUUAUCAGAGUUGUUAGACAACACAGAUUCAACCCAAGCUUCCAUCAUCAGAAGUCUACUUAUGCAAUAG
Molecule: messenger RNA, 291 nt
Organism: Erigeron canadensis
Lineage: Eukaryota; Viridiplantae; Streptophyta; Magnoliopsida; Asterales; Asteraceae
Product: transcription factor PRE3-like
Exons: 2
Coding region: 1-291 (96 amino acids)
Biological process (GO): regulation of growth; regulation of DNA-templated transcription
Molecular function (GO): protein dimerization activity
Source: RefSeq, a predicted model, not a curated record